This is a messenger RNA of Xenia sp. Carnegie-2017, 1901 nucleotides long. RefSeq names its product phosphatidylinositol N-acetylglucosaminyltransferase subunit C-like. The record is from RefSeq and is a predicted model, not a curated record. Bases 345 to 1181 code for a protein of 278 amino acids. Gene Ontology annotation, biological process: GPI anchor biosynthetic process. NCBI's taxonomy places the organism in Eukaryota, Metazoa, Cnidaria, Anthozoa, Malacalcyonacea, Xeniidae. The transcript has 8 exons. Gene Ontology annotation, cellular component: glycosylphosphatidylinositol-N-acetylglucosaminyltransferase (GPI-GnT) complex; membrane.
CAUGAUUUUAAAUGGAUAGUGUUGCUUGGUAUUGCCCUGGUAUUGCCGAUUUGCAAUCGAUUCUGACCGAUGAUUCUGACAGAUGGGAUACAAUGAACUGGUCAUUGUUUGGUGGGUUUUCGAAAUGGCCUAGUUUUUGUUGAAAAAUCAUUGGUUUUGUAUGAGAAUUUUGAAAUUUAACUAUGCUGUUAUGUUGGUUGAGCUAAUGUGCAUUUUGACAUAUACAUGCUUCAUACAAAGUAAUUAAUUUCACCCUUAUAACCUUUGCUAUCUCAGGUGGGAUGACUUGACUGUCUGUCAAGCAAAUUCACACUCUGUUAUUUUUUAAGAAACAAUUUCUUAUAAUGGUGAAAAAGCCAUGGAGAAAAAUCUUGUACGAAGAACAAAAUUACCCAGAUAAUUAUGUUGACGAGUCUUUCCUGUAUGAACUGAAAAAAAAUGUAUACACAAGAAACUAUCAUUUCUGGAUUGUCUCCAAUGAAGCUGGAAGAGUUUCACAACAAUUUAGCAGUUUGUGUCUGUUUGUGAUGUGUUUUGUGUACAUGAAGCAAGAGUGUAUUUCACCAUCUGUACUGUUCUUGAUGUCAGUAAUGGUGACCUCGAUCUCUUACUUUAUUUACCUGUUUAUCAGUUGGGAAGGAACACAGAUGAAAGUGCAAGAUGAUCUCAAGAGUUUUGUUCUGUUUCUUGCAUUCUCAUUUGGACUCUCUCCGAUAUUGAGAACAUUAACAGAUUCCAUUAGCACAGAUACUAUUUAUGCCAUGACGAUCUGUAUGCUCGGGAUGAAUCUAAUAAUGCAUGAUUACGGAGCUAGUGGAGCCAUAGUAUCGAAGGCGGCAUCUUUGAAUACAGCGAUAUUUGGUUCUGUGUGUCUUGCUUCGCGACUUCCGUCGUCGUGGCAUGCUUUUGUAACCGUUAUACUUGCUGUGGAGAUUUUUGCGUUGUUUCCCGUGUUUCGUGAAACUUUAAAGACAUUUUGCCCCCGCAGCCAACCUUUCAUGACUUGGAGUUUGCUACUCAUAGCUCUUGUGUCUGUUCUGACCAUAUCUCUUUUGGCGGGUGUAUUUUUUGUGCUUGCACAAAGUGCUCUGAUGUUCCUGUGUCCUUAUUGGCUCGUUCGUCUUCAACGAUAUAAAGAUAACAUACACGGUCCAUGGGAUGAAGCUGUGAUAUCUACUUGACAUUCGUAACCUGAGGUGGAAAGCUCAUGCUACUGUGAAAUGAAAGGAAGGAUGACGUUAAGUCAAGAAUUUUCUUGUGCUUUAUUCCAGGGAUGGAUCCAAUAUAAUUUUGCAGGGGGGUGCUUUAGUUUUUUUAAGAUGCUGUUUGGUCAGUCUAGUUUAGAUUAGAUUUCAGUGGCUCUCUUUUGUGGGUGUCGUUAUGUCAUUCACAUGUCAUAGUUUUUGUGGGUUUGACUUGAAACCUUGGGAAAUGUGUAAUUUGACGGUUGUUUUAGCUUAAUCGGUUGGUAUAUUUAUACUUUGUGUGGGGGAAUUUGAACCUCCCUGAACCCCGUCCAUUCAAGGAUUGGGAGGUGCGCACCCCGUGCACCCUCUCCGUAAUUCAAUUCCUGCUUCAUCCUGUUUUUAUAUGGCAAUUGUUUAAGUAUUUUUUACACAUUAAUUUUAUCCACUUGCUGUGAUUUGAUAAGAAAAAAAGGCAACGGAUUUUAACAUUGAAAAAACAUUUCGGCGAGCAAUCUCGAAAUUUCGAAUUAUUCCGAUGACAAAUAUUGUUUUAAAAAAUAUGACGGUGACCAUUGUCCAUUAUCAUUAUAAAUAUUUGACAAAAAAAUAAUCUUUUGAGGUAAAUUUAUGAUAGCUAUUUGUUUAAGGGCUUGUCCAACAAUACUUAACGCAUUUUUACCACUAAUAGAAAUAAAAAUAGAUACUUCAAUGUAA